Molecule: messenger RNA, 880 nt
Organism: Cyprinodon tularosa
Lineage: Eukaryota; Metazoa; Chordata; Actinopteri; Cyprinodontiformes; Cyprinodontidae
Product: galactose-specific lectin nattectin-like
Exons: 8
Coding region: 140-880 (246 amino acids)
Source: RefSeq, a predicted model, not a curated record
AGACAAGGCGAAGAUCAUCUUUAUAAACGGACGCAAUAAAGGAGAGCUCAACAUAUAUUUUUGGCUAAAAAAUACUAAAAGACAAUCUAACGCCUUUAAUAUUACACCAGAAUUGUCAUCUGUGGAAAGUGUCCUCAUCAUGAGACAUCCGGAGGGCUGUGAGGAAGCUGAAGCUCCUGCCUCUCAACAUGAAAACCCAACCAGAACCUCCAGGCUGCCAUCAGUGAGAGUCGUCCUGCUGGUUCUGGGCUCUCUGCUGGCUGCUGCUCUCAUCAUCAUCUACAGACUCUCUGUUGUUUGGAUGAGCAAUCGAGAUGUUCAGACCCUGAAAGAGGAGAAUGAAGAUCUGAGCACUUUUUUCUCAGGUGGUGAUGACAUCAGUCUUGCUGGUGCUUCAGGAGAAGGAGAGAAUCUGGAAGAAGUGCUGAGACCUCCUGAGUGUGAAGCAGGCUGGGAGCUACAUGGAGGAAACUGUUAUUAUUUCUCCAACUAUAAGUCCUCCUGGACUGAGAGCAGAGAUUCCUGCAGAGGUCAGGGGGGAGACCUAGUGAAGAUCGACAGCAGAGAGGAGCAGAUGUUUCUGAUAGGAAGACUGAACAACUUGAUUGUGGAUGAAUCAGACAAGUUCUGGAUUGGACUGACAAAAGCUGAAAAACACACAUGGUUCUGGGUGGAUGGAUCUACAUUAAAUGAAAGAUCUCUUACAUUUUGGUCGGAUAGCAUGCGCAACAAAUGUAGCGUUGGUGAAGACUGUGUGAGGAUGGGGGAGAAAGGAGGAUCUGGUGAUCUGAUGUCCUGGUUUUUUACAUCCUGUAAACAUCCUCAGAAGAGUAUCUGUGAGAAAGCAGCUAAAACUAAACACAUGUUUGUGAAUGAGUGA